UGAGCAAGAGAAAGGGGCCAGCUAAUAAACUGACUGCAUAAAAACUAGAGCUGUCUUUUGAAAGGAUUCAUGAGAAGGCAGAGACUGCUGGCAAGAGAAAACAAUGGCUGAAGAAAGUAACAGUUUAGUGCAACAAAUUAAUAAGCUAUUUGAUGAGAAUAAAGACAACAAGAAUGAAGAGCUUUUUUUUACUUUCAAAGAAGUUUUGUAUCCUAAUCGCCUUUGUAGUGCAGAAACCUUUGAAGCACUGGAAACUAUGGAAGCAAGAAAGGAUGAUAUGCUGGUCAUCGCUUAUCCCAAAUGUGGUACCAACUGGGUAUUUCAAAUUCUAACUGAAAUGGUAGCUGCAAUUUCUAGUAAUAAGGAGUUACCACUACCAAGACACCACUUAUUGCUUGAAUUUGGAGGCCCAGAAAAAUUUCUGAAAAUGAAAGAACAACCAUCUCCCCAUUAUUAUGUAACUCAUCUCCAUUAUGAUAAUAUUCCAAAAUCCUUUCUGGAGAACAAAGUGAAGAUGCUAGUGGUAUUUCGAAAUCCCAAAGAUACAGCUACAUCCUAUUAUCAUUUUUGCAACAAAAAUCCUUUGCUUCCUAAUGCCAGUUCCUGGGAUGAUUUCUUUCAAAAGUUUAUGAAUGGUGAAGUGGCGUGGAAUUCCUACUUUGACCAUGCUCUUGCUUGGGACAAAUAUAUGGAUGAAGAAAAUAUAAUGAUAAUCACUUAUGAAGAACUGAAAGAAAACCUUCUGGAAGGAGUCAAACAAAUUGCUGACUUUUAUCAACUCCCUCUCUCUGAUGAGAUGAUUAAGUCUGUUGCAGAUAAUGCUACUUUUCAAGCAAUGAGUAGCAAAUAUCCAGAAGUUAUGGGUCAAUUUGCUUCUGUUAUUUUCAGAAAAGGUGAAGUGGGCGAUUGGAGAACUUUGUUCACUGAAGCUCAGAGCAAAGAAAUGGAUGCAAAAUUUGAAGCAUGUUUAGCUGGAACUAAACUGGGUGCAAAACUAAAAUAUGAUAAAUAUUGCAAAUUUUAAGAUAUUUACUUUCAAAAUAAAUUGGGUUUUAGUUAUACCUUUUUUAAAUGAGAAAUUAAAUUAAUAAACUAAUAAAAAUAAUAUAUAUUUCAAGAUUUUUUUACUGUUUGGUUUUGCUUUAUGUUUACUCAAUCUAAUUUUAACUUUCAAACAGGAAACAAAGUUUGGGAAUCAGCAUGUAAAUGCUGUAAAGGUGUUAUUACAAAAUUGUCUUUAUUUUUAAUAACUGUCAUACUUUUAAAAGACAACAAUUUUAUCCUUUUUGAAACAACAUUGUAAUUCACAAACACUUUUGUCAUAUCUAAUUCUGCCAAGAGUUAGAGAUUCAACAUUUUCUCUUGCUGAUAUGUUCAUUUGACAGAAAAUACUGUAGAAUAAAGUAGAAGGUAUUCUACUAUUCUAGAGCUAAUCCUUAUCAAGAGAGAGGGAUUGGUUGAAGAAGAUACACCUUGGAAAGAAGUAUUCAUUAUAUUCCAAAGAGAAACAGCUCAGAAGAGUCAACAUUGCAUACAAGACUUCAGAAGAGAAGAUUCUAAUGAACUCAACUGGAUUUAAUCCUUAAUGGGAAAAGGGUCUGGGAAGGAUAGAAAUAUGAAAGAUAGAUAUGAAGUGCUGAAGGCAUAGAUGGUCAUCGUAAAAUAAGCAUGCCCGAUUCAACAGAGAGAAAGUAUACUAAUUUAACAUUCAAAUGAUUAUAUUUAAACACAAGUGACUAAAUUAUGAAAAUGUU
Molecule: messenger RNA, 1754 nt
Organism: Crotalus tigris (Tiger rattlesnake)
Lineage: Eukaryota; Metazoa; Chordata; Lepidosauria; Squamata; Viperidae
Product: sulfotransferase 6B1-like
Exons: 7
Coding region: 104-1024 (306 amino acids)
Biological process (GO): sulfation
Cellular component (GO): cytoplasm
Molecular function (GO): sulfotransferase activity
Source: RefSeq, a predicted model, not a curated record